AGAACAUCACUUUUCCAAGCCAAAUGUGAUACCUCAGUUAGAAGUAGAAGACUGCUGGCCAAUGCAGAGAGAAAUUCCUCAAGAUACUCUUCCAGAAUGCUCUGGGCAUUCUUUGGACCCUGAAAUGAAUUCCUUUCCUGCUGAGAGUCCCCUGAUGAAGAUUAAGGUUGUUGAGGUCCUUACAUUGAACAAAGAUAUGGCUGGUCCCCGGAAUGCCCUGAUUCAAUCCCUCUAUCCAGAAAGUGGGGAAGACUUGAACCCAAGUAACCUCAAGCCAGCUCAACAGCCAAGCAAGCAUUUGACUGACACUGAAGCUUCGCGACAGAAGUUCCGACAUUUCCAGUAUGAAGAGUCAGCUGGUCCCCAGAAGUCUGUGUCCCAGCUUCGUAAGCUGUGUCACCAGUGGCUGCAGCCCAAUACACGUUCAAAGAAGCAGAUCCUAGAGUUGCUGGUGCUCGAGCAGUUCCUGAAUGCAUUGCCUGAGAAGCUUCGGGUAUGGGUAGAGUCGCAGCACCCAGAAGACUGCAAAGCAGUGGUGGCUUUGUUGGAGAAUAUGACCUCAGUGUCUAAGGACAAUGAUUGGCUUGCCUGUUCUAGUGAAGCCACUGAUGAACUAAAGGAGAAAAGGAAGGAUGUGGCCACCUUACCAGUUACUGUACCACCUGAGGUGCCGGUGACUUUCCAGGAUCUGGCUGUAGACUUCAGUCAGGAGGAGUGGCAGCUACUAGGUCCAAUGCAAAGGACCAAGUAUCAUGAUGUGAUGCUAGAGACCUUGGGCAACUUGGUGUCUGUGGGGUGGGAGCCCACAUUGGGAAACAGAGAGUUAAUUCCAGACUCUCCCAUUCCUGUGGUAAAGCCAAUUCAUGACCCAAACUCAAAAGAUCUCUCAAGGAAUCGUACCCAGUUUACUGUCUUUGAAAGUAUCUCACAAGAUGAGGUCCAGGAAAGGCACACCAUAGAAUCAAAUCAAGUGGGGCUUCUACAGGAAAAAGGCCACCCUCAGCAGAAGCUCUCUGAAAGCUCCAAGUCUCAGAACCAAACUCGUAUUGACAAAAGCCAGUGCUCACUCAAUGAAGUUCUUCCUAGAAAGCAUGUAAAAGUUAAGCAGAAGGGCACUGGAAAGGGGAAAGGCAGGACAAACACCAUUUCCAUGACAGGAGGUUUACGCAUAAGAAAUCAGCAGAAGGACUCUGUGGAGUGGCGAGACAGGAGUGGCAGCACUCCUGUGACACAUGGCUCCUCUAUAAAAAACCAACAAUUGGGUUCUGAGCAGGGAAAAACUCAGACCAGCGGAGAUCCCAUUACACUUACUGUGCCUGCAGAAUUUUACCAGAAAGCCACUGGCUCUGAAGAGGGUAGGUUUAGGAACAGUAGCAAUGCCAUGGCACCUGAUGCACCUCAAAAGAUUCACCAGAAAGGCCCUGAAUGGCAUAAAGCUGGGAAAAGUAACAAUUCCAUGUUACAAGGUUCAUCUGUACAAAAUCACCAGAUAGGGUCUAGGGCAGGAAGAGCCAGGGACAACAGCAUCUUGACACAUGUAAAAAUUCACCAGAAAGGCUAUAAAGAAGGCAAAAUCCAAGGAAACAAUAAUUACUUGAAACAUGUAAAACCUCACCGGAAGGGUUCUAAAGGGGAAAGACUCAGGGAACUUAGCACUUGUGAAAAACAUGUCCCCUAUGUAAAACAACACCUAAAGACCCCGGGAAGAGGAAAAGGCGGGAAAAUCAAUGCUUCCAUAAAAUGUGGUCCCUAUAUAAAAACUUACUAUAGAGGUUCUGAUGUGGGAAGGCUCAGGAGAGCCAACAAUUGUAGGAAAGCCAUCAGCCGGCAUGCUCAGCAGAUAUCCUUUAUAAAAAUUCACAAGGGGAGCCAAGUUUGCCGAUGUAGUGAAUGUGGUAAAAUGUUCCGAAAUGCUAGGUAUUUCUCUGUCCAUAAGAAGAUCCACACAGGAGAGCGGCCUUAUAUGUGUAUGUCCUGUGGGAAAGCAUUUGUUCAGAGCUCCUCCCUCACGCAGCAUCUUAGAAUUCACAGUGGAGAGAGACCAUUUGAGUGUUCAGAGUGUGGGAGAACUUUCAGUGACCGCUCAGCUGCUGCUCAGCACCUGAGAACUCAUACUGGAGCUAAGCCCUACCAAUGUCAGCACUGUGGGAAAGCUUUCCGUCAGAGUUCCCACCUCACCAGGCAUGUGAGAAUUCAUACUGGGGAGCGACCUUAUGUGUGUACCAAGUGUGGGAAGGCAUUCACACAGAGCUCAAACCUUAUUGGGCACCAGAAAACACACAGAAAGAAGUUCAAGAAGCAGCCUAAAUUGUAGCCUUUGUGCCUUUCAGAGCACUAUGGUUUCAGCAUUGAGAUGUACCAUGCAGUCACUGAGUCUGAUAGGCUUUGGAUAAGGAGAGCCCCACACCUUAAGGACAGCACAGGAAACCACCUAGCAGGCAGCCAGUGAAACCAGCAGGGAGGUUGGUUUUGUUUUUGUUUAAUUUUUAUUAGAUAUUUUCUUCAUUUACAUUUCAAAUGCUAUCCCUAA
Messenger RNA from Mus caroli (Ryukyu mouse), 2530 nucleotides. The record is from RefSeq and is a predicted model, not a curated record. NCBI's taxonomy places the organism in Eukaryota, Metazoa, Chordata, Mammalia, Rodentia, Muridae.